AUGAUUUCUACCUAUUUUGCCGUUUUCUUUACAUUGAAUCUCUUACAUAUCUCACAGUCAUUACAAUCUGGUUAUACAUGUGAAACAACAGUAACAUUAGCCUGUUCUCAAUCACAAAAGAUUGUCAUUCUCGAAGUGAUUUAUUCAUCGGAAUGUCCAAAUAUAAACGAGUCAUUAAAUGGUACUUCAAUAUAUGCACCAUCUCGUUGUAUUGGUUAUUAUCGAGAACGAGCAAGUAGUCUAUGUAAUGGAAAAGAAACAUGUAUUAUAGACAAUAGUCUUGAACAACGUCCAUCAUUUCUUAUUGGUAAACAAGCUAAUUGUGCAUUUAAAGGACAAAGUAUAAAUAUAGAAUAUUCAUGUAUUCCUGAUUUUCAAUCGAAUAAAUUGCCUCGAAUUGAUAUUUGUUCAUUAGAAUCACUAGAUGAUAUUAAAGAAGGUUUUAUUCAUACACCUAAUUAUCCAAAUAAUUAUCCGAAUAAUCUGGAAUGUUCAAAAAAAAUACCAGCACCAGUUGCUAGUCAUCGAUUAAAAAUUUAUGCUCUUGAUUUUGAUGUAGAAAGUAUAAGUGUAACUCGUUUGACGCGUAUUACACGUAUUACUGAUUGGUUAGAAAUUAAUAGUAAUGGAGACAAAUUAUAUGGUAUACGACCACCAUUUACUCUUUUAUUUGAUGAUGUUAUUGAAGCAUCAUUAAUGUUUAAAACAGAUUUGUCUAAUACAAAACGAUCAUAUAAUGGAUUUUUACUUUAUUUCAUCGUUACACCUGUUCGUCGUUCUCGACUACCAACAACAAAAAUAAUAACAACUACAAAUUUGAAUGUUCUCUCUGAUGAUGAUUCUAUAACUGCAAUUCAACAAAAAACAGCUGGACUUAUUGUAGAUAAUCGACGACAAAAUAAUACUGGCUUAAUUUUACUUAUUAUUCUUCUCUCUGGUAUUCUUUUCAUUGUCAUCUGUGCCGUUCUACUUUACAAACGUCGAAAUGAUCGUCGUGUUCGUUAUUUAGUUGAAACAUUUAAUUCAUUCAUACCAAAACAAUCAAGAUCCGUAAUGCUUGAUUCAUUCGAUAAAAGUGAUGAAACAAAAUUGGAUUUAAAAUAUGAUUUAUCUUCAACAAGUAACAAUAAUAAAUCAAAUUUAAAAUAUC
This is a messenger RNA of Rotaria sp. Silwood1, 1150 nucleotides long. Lineage: Eukaryota; Metazoa; Rotifera; Eurotatoria; Philodinida; Philodinidae. The record is from the annotation of a GenBank genome assembly.